GCCCCCCCCCAAACCGCCCCUCAGCCUCUCUCUGCUGCCCCUAUCUGGCCCCCCCCAGCCCCUCAACUGCCCCCACAGGCCCUAUCUGCCCCCCGCAAAGGCCCUGAACUGCCCCCUCAGGCAUUCUCUACUCUCCCCAGCCCUUAUCUGCCCUCCUCAACUGCCCCCUCAGGCGCUAUCUACCCCCCCCAAAGUGCCCCCUUGGCCCCUAUUUGCCCCUUCAGGCCCUUUAUGUCCCCCCAAACUGCCCCCCCCCCCGCCCCUAUCUGCCCCCGCAAGUCGCCCCUCCAGGCUGGUUACCCAGCGCAUGCGCGCUGUCGUCCCCCCGCCGUACGGCGGAAGUGCGCCCUCACAGGGGGACCGCAUUGUACGGCGGACCCAUCGGAAGUGCUCCCGCCACCGACCGGAAGUGGGGGUGGGGGCGGCGGUAAACGCUGCACCGGGGCGGCGGCGGCGAGAGCGGCCCGGCCCGGCCCUUCCCGGUGCUCCCCCCCCCCCCCCCCCCCCCCUCCUCCCUCAGCGGGGCCUCGGCGGCGGCCGGGACCCCCCCCCAACCCGCCCCGGGGCACCGCACCGCCCGGCUGGAACCAUGGCGGAGGCGGCGGACAGCGGCGGCUGCGGAACCGCCACCGUCAUCGAGACCGGCGCCGCCGAGCCGGAGAACCGCAGCCUGACCCUGAAGCUGCGCAAGCGGAAGCCGGACAAGAAAGUCGAGUGGUCGAGUGACACCGUCGACAACGAGCACCUUGGCCGCCGCUCCUCCAAGUGCUGCUGUAUCUAUGAGAAGCCGCGGGCGUUUGGGGAGAGCUCGACAGAGAGCGAGGAGGAAGAGGAGGAGGAAGAGGAAGCGGCGGUGGCGACGACGAGAGGGGGGGACGAAGGCUGCGGUCACCUCCACUGCGUCCGGGGACAUAAACGGGGGCGGGGGCGGCGGGGGGGGGCCCGGGCCCCCUGCCCCUAUGGAGCACUGAGGAAUCCCCUAUGGAUGCUCCUGCCCCCCCCACAGACACACACCCCCCCCCCCCCCCAACUGACCUGUGUCCCCCCUCCAGGACCCCUGACCCCAAAUAUUGACUCUGGGCUUGACCCCCACCCCAAAAAUCACCCCCCCAUCACCUUGGGGAUUGCCCCGCCCACCCAAAUCAAUGCCUGAGCCCCCCCAAAUCAAUGCCUGAACCCCCCCAGUUGAUGGCUGAUGCCCUGCCCCAGCUCUUGAGGACCCUCCCUCCCCAAAAUAUCAAUGCCUGCUCCCCCCCCCAAAACACCAUCUCCUGGUCCCCCCAUCCUGCCUCACCCCCCACCCCACACACACCCAGUGUUUGGGGGGGCCAUUUUGGGGUGCCCCCCUCCCAAAAUCAUGCCCCGCCCCCCCCCCCCCCGCACUCCAUGGCACCUGUGGGCAUUAAAGGUGGCACCGCUGCGA
This is a messenger RNA of Aquila chrysaetos chrysaetos, 1423 nucleotides long. RefSeq names its product protein phosphatase 1 regulatory inhibitor subunit 11 (gene PPP1R11). Bases 308 to 1153 code for a protein of 281 amino acids. Lineage: Eukaryota; Metazoa; Chordata; Aves; Accipitriformes; Accipitridae. The transcript is spliced from 4 exons. Gene Ontology annotation, cellular component: nucleus. The record is from RefSeq and is a predicted model, not a curated record. Gene Ontology annotation, molecular function: protein phosphatase 1 binding; protein serine/threonine phosphatase inhibitor activity.